CCAGCGACAGCAGCACCAGUAGAGAGAGAGAAAGACGAGUCAUUGUCCAGCACUCAGUGGAAGAAGUUUACACUCGAGAUGAACACGAGGACGGCAGCACGAGCUCAAAAUGGCAGAGGCGACAUGGAGAUGUGAUUGUGAAGUUGGAAACCAUAGCUGGGCAUUUAAUGAAGUGAUCAGCACAACCACAGCGGGCACCAGAAAAGCAGCUGGUGACUACAAAUACAGGACAUUUUGUAGGACAGCGCUUCUCCAUCUCUAACAGGAGUUUUCAGAAGAAUGGAUGCAGGACACUACGUCAACUCACCAGCUGCUGGAGGGAGAAACAGACCAGAGAAGAGAGAAAACUCAGUUUUGUCUCGGGUCUUCUGGGUGGCUGGAGUCGGCUUCGGUCUGCUGUGCAUCACACACUCGGCUCUCAACAUCUCUCUUCGGAUCCACGGAUUUGAGUUUUGCAACAAGUCUGAGCUCAACCACUCUGCCAACGUCACCCUGAUGUCGCCCGCUGACGUCAGCGCCCUGCUGCUGGAGAACGACCGACUGGCGAAGGGAAACAUGGACCUGAUCAGAUAUAAUGAGAUGUUAAAGCACCAACUGAGCCAACGACAAGAUCACAUACUGGAAAUUCAAAAUGCAAAAGUCAGGCUGGAGAUGAGGCUUGCUGAAUUUGAACGAAAACCCCAAUGUUGUCCUCUGGGAUGGACGCCAUACAAGUCCAGCUGUUACCAGCUGUCCACUGAGAGACAGAGCUGGAUGUACGCCAAAAAAGACUGUGAAGCAAAGGGAAGUCACCUGGUGAUCAUUAAUGAUGAAAUAGAAAAGGAAGUUGUCCUCUCUUCGGGAUCUUAUAUGAUUUGGAUCGGCUUGACGGCUAAACAAGAGCGUGGAAGGAGGACGUGGACCUGGCUGGACGGAAGCCCGCUGAGUGACGCGAUUCAGCUGCGUGAACUUAAACAACGUUCUUACUGUGCCUAUUUGGGAAAAUUCCUAUCUGGCGACCUGACCUGGGAUGCUACCGACUGUAUGGACCAAAACCAUUGGAUGUGUGAGAAGGAACUGAAAUGAUGCACCUGAAACCUGAGUAACACUAACGUAACAACCAUUAAGACGAAUCCCUGUCCCCUAAAGUCUCUCCUACACACUGAGACACAACAAUAUACAUGAUAGUGGACACAUGAUUUGAGUUUUUCAUUAGAAUAUGCCUCCGCUGAAUAUAAAUCAUGAUUUGUGUGUGAUUUUAUACAUCUAAAGGUAAAUCGUUUGACUGACAAAGUUGUUGACAAAAACCUUUUCUGUGAAGUUGCUUUGAAACGAACUGCUGUGGAAAUGUUGACUGAUCUUGAUCAACUUUUACAA
Molecule: messenger RNA, 1356 nt
Organism: Acanthopagrus latus (yellowfin seabream)
Lineage: Eukaryota; Metazoa; Chordata; Actinopteri; Spariformes; Sparidae
Product: asialoglycoprotein receptor 2-like
Exons: 7
Coding region: 280-1065 (261 amino acids)
Source: RefSeq, a predicted model, not a curated record